GGCACCUCUCCUGGAGCCGGGCCCUGGAGCAUAUGGUCAUGCUUAUGUAAGGAGCAGCCUGCCCGUGGCGUGGAGAACAGGGCUCUUUCCAUCUUCCCUGCUUUAUGUCAUGUCAGUCGGUUUUAUGAGACCUUCUGCAGCCUUUUAAAAUAAGUCUGCUGCCAGUUCACAGAAAGGGAAGAGAAUGGCUGCAAAGGAGAAGUUGGAGGCAGUAUUAAACGUGGCCCUAAGGGUCCCCAGCAUCAUGCUGUUGGAUGUCUUGUACAGAUGGGAUGUCAGCUCAUUCUUCCAGCAGAUCCAAAGAAGUAGCCUGCACAACAACCCUCUCUUCCAGUACAAGUACUUGGCCCUUAAUAUGCAUUAUGUGGGUUACAUCUUAAGUGUUGUGCUCCUAACUUUACCAAGGCAACACCUGGUUCAGCUUUACCUGUACUUUUUGACUGCACUGCUGCUUUAUGCUGGGCACCAAAUUUCCAGGGAUUAUGUGAGGAGCGAACUGGAAUCAGGCUAUGAAGGACCAAUGUACCUGGAGCCUCUCUCUAUGAACCGUUUCAUGACUGCUUUAGUCGGGCAGCUGGUGGUGUGCACGCUCUGCUCCUGCGUCAUGAAGACCAAGCAGAUCUGGCUCUUCUCCGCACACAUGCUCCCUCUUCUGGCUCGGCUCUGCCUCGUCCCGCUCGAGACCAUCGUCAUCAUCAACAAAUUCGCCAUGAUCUUCACCGGCUUGGAAGUUCUCUACUUCCUGGCGUCGAAUCUUCUGGUGCCCUAUAACUUGGCCAAGUCCGCGUACAGAGAGCUUGUCCAGGUGGUGGAGGUGUAUGGGCUCCUGGCACUGGGAAUGUCUCUGUGGAACCAGCUGGUGGUUCCAGUGCUUUUCAUGGUGUUCUGGCUCGUCUUAUUUGCUCUUCAGAUCUAUUCCUAUUUCAGUACACGGGACCAGCCUGCCUCCAGAGAGAGGCUCCUCUUCCUCUUCUUGACCAGUAUUGCCGAAUGCUGUAGCACUCCAUACUCACUGCUGGGAUUGGUCUUCACAGUCUCUUUUGUUGCUUUGGGAGUUCUGACUCUCUGCAAGUUUUACUUGCAGGGUUACCGAGCGUUCAUGAACGAUCCUGCUAUGAACAGGGGGAUGACUGAAGGAGUCACGCUCCUGAUCCUGGCUGUGCAGACAGGUUUGAUUGAGCUCCAAGUUGUGCAUCGGGCGUUCCUGCUCAGUAUUAUUCUUUUCAUUGUGGUGGCAUCCAUCCUUCAGUCCAUGCUGGAAAUUGCCGAUCCCAUUGUCUUGGCAUUGGGAGCCUCAAGGGACAAGAGUCUGUGGAAGCACUUCCGAGCAGUCAGCCUGUGUCUGUUCUUACUCGUGUUCCCCGCGUAUAUGGCCUACAUGAUUUGUCAGUUUUUCCACAUGGAUUUCUGGCUGUUGAUCAUUAUCUCCAGCAGUAUUCUAACCUCUCUUCAGGUGCUUGGGACACUCUUCAUUUACGUUCUGUUCAUGGUGGAGGAGUUCAGGAAAGAACCCGUGGAAAACAUGGACGAUGUGAUCUAUUACGUGAACGGCACCUACCGGCUGCUGGAGUUCCUGGUGGCUCUGUGCGUGGUGGCCUACGGCGUCUCAGAAACCAUCUUUGGGGAGUGGACUGUCAUGGGCUCCGUCAUCAUCUUCAUCCACUCCUACUACAACGUGUGGCUGCGGGCACAGCUGGGCUGGAAGAGUUUCCUCCUUCGCAGAGACGCUGUGAAUAAGAUAAAAUCUCUGCCCGUGGCCACGAAGGAGCAGCUGGAGCAGCACAACGACAUCUGUGCCAUCUGCUACCAGGAUAUGAAAACUGCUGUAAUCACACCAUGUAGCCAUUUUUUUCACGCGGGUUGUCUUAAGAAAUGGCUGUACGUGCAAGAAACCUGCCCUUUGUGCCACUGCCAACUGAAGAGCCCUUCCCAGCUCCCGGGACUGGGACCAGAGCCAGUGCAGCAGCCAAAUCCCAGUGCAGAGCAGACCAGGCCUGGAGCAGCUGAGCCUGGUGCUGCGUGUGACCACGGGCCGAGCGUGGAGGACAGCCCGAACAGGGGCCGCGACGGACACGACAGCCCCGAGGCCGCGGCCCACGCGGGGGGAUCUCGCACCGUGGGCGGUGCCACGAGCCCCUGUGAGGCCAGCCAGGGAGCAGCCUGUGCUGCAGAACUCGCUGCAGCCCCAGAGGGCUGCCCUUCUCGGGAUCUGAGCGUUUGUGUCCAGCUCUGAGGCUGCAGAGGAUGACGCAGGAACAAACACAUUUCAGAGAUCCGCGUUUGACUCGGAAGAAAACCGAUCCUCCACAGCUGUGAAAGAAGCGUAGCUAUUGAUGCUGGUCCAAAUGUAAUCUCCCAUGCUGAUUUUUAUGGGCUGCUUGGUAGUGGUAACUCCAGUGAGAUGUAGUAGAAAUGACUCCAGAAGCUCUCUGAACUGUGGGCAUAGGAAGGAUGUCUGGGAAUAAAUAGCAGUGCGAGAGUGUUUUCACGAUGUAGGUGAGGGGUGAGAGGAGCAAGAGGUCUGUGAGGUGUUGUGGCCAGAGGGCCAGGAGGCUGGCUUGGUUUUGGUCAGGGGAAGGAGUUGCACAGAGUCCCAGGUCCUGAGGGGCGUUAGGGGCCGCGAGUUGCCGGUCUCUGGCCGAUGGGCGGCUUCGGUUGCUGACGUUUUUUUGUGGCACGUAAACAAAAAUCAAAGAUGUAACAACGGUGAUUGUACCAGGAGGUGGAAGCACUCUUAAUACGUCGUGUGUAUGCUUUGGGUGUUCUUGGGGCAGUUGCAUUUGAAUUCAUGUAAUCUAUAGUGACUCUUGACUUUUAUGACAGAGUCGUCAAUAUUUUGAUGUAUAUGAAACUUUUGCUCAUAAUGGGCACAGUGUGGGCUGCAUGAAGUAAACUAAAACUCUCAUGAACACUUUGCCUCUGCUGGAGGAAAGUGGGAUGAGUUUUAGGGCACGGAUAGAGGCCUUGCAGGACUGUGCUGUGUAAUGUUUAACCCUUGCAGCUGAAUUAAAACAGUAUUAAACUCUGGCGAUAUUUGCACUUUGGGAAUGAGUACAUUAUUGUGUAUGAUCAGACUCCGCAAAUGCCACUUUUAAAAGCUGUUAAUAGGUUUGCACCUUUUUUUCUUUGACAAGGACAUGUCCAUACUUAAAUUUUUACAUUCAUCAUGGCUUCGAGUAGAAGGGACAGGGGUGGGGAAAUAGGUGGGAGUAGGGGGCAGGCAAUUUUUUUAUGUGAAUUUUGAUAUGAAGAGAAAUUAGUCACUUAUUUAUACGAUAGGCUUGACUCAAGUGUUUUUCAAAGUCGGUAUUCCUAAUGUGAAAUGUGAUACUAUUUUAUUUUUAGUAGUAAAUUUGGAUGUAGACUGACAGACAUAGCUGAAUGUCUUAAUAAAUUACAUUUGAAGAUUUUUA
Messenger RNA from Hirundo rustica (Barn swallow), 3413 nucleotides. RefSeq names its product ring finger protein 145 (gene RNF145). Gene Ontology annotation, cellular component: endoplasmic reticulum; endomembrane system. The coding region runs from base 185 to 2233 and encodes 682 amino acids. The transcript is spliced from 11 exons. Gene Ontology annotation, molecular function: zinc ion binding; ubiquitin protein ligase activity. Lineage: Eukaryota; Metazoa; Chordata; Aves; Passeriformes; Hirundinidae. The record is from RefSeq and is a predicted model, not a curated record.